ACUAUCAUCCCCCCAAACCUCGAUUUGUCUUCGGUCUGCCCACGGCCUCGUCGCCGUCAAAAUAAAAAAUCCCCAUUCUGCCUUAGUAACUAACGUUGAUUCACUUAUCUCCCGCCCUUACGACUCACAAUCCUGCAAAAAUCCUUCACGUGCCGUCACUCAUAAAAAUCCCCUUCUCUGGCAAGGCAAACACAUCUUUCCCGAGCUUGUUGCGUCAUGCGCAUACCGAGACAUCCCUCUUUGUCUAGUCUUAGCUCGCCUGGAGGAACCUGUUAAAACUCAAGGCAUUACGAGUACUACAGGUAGGUAGGCAUACGAGUAGACUAUGGAUGAGGCAAGCCUUGUCAAUAGCCUCUCUCAGAGGCUCUCAGAGCUCGAGCACAAGGUUCACACCUUUCGCCACGAGGUGGCAGCUGAUUUCCUGCGCUACUACCACGAUCUGCUCCGAGACACACAACCCGACAUCGCUUCCAAUGUUGCCCAGUCCAUAGCCCAGUCACUACCCAAAUACCCAGACCUCAGCUCAGUCCUCACAAGUCUGGAUCUGGACCUUAAUAAACCUGCAGCUGACUCACAAGUUCUACCACUUGAGUCGGCUCAACGCCACUUUUCCCCGCCGGCCACUGUCGCUACCUCCGGAUCGGGAGCCGCAGAGCCUCCAGGCAGCCCCCGUGAUCGACAUCACGAAUUGCUCUUUUACCUUCCCCUGCUAGAGGGCUCUCCUCCAAGACCGCCGCCUACCUCUCCUCCCCUCACAAAGAACAACACUCCUCCUCUCGACAUGUUGUUGCCUGACCCGAGCAUCAAGGCAGACGAGAAGCAAGACUCAGCCAUUGAGACGGGAAGGAAACCCGAUAACGGCACUGACCAACUGCAGAAUGCCUUGCCGGUAGUACCUCAUUCGCCCGGACGGCCAGGCCAUGUUCGCCGUUCAACCAAUGAUACUGUCUCGUCGUGCCAUUCAGAUCGGAGCGAGUCGAAAACACCACGGAGCGCCCUACGACGGUCUUCAAGUAGUUCAAAACCUCCACAGAGUCCCAGGCGUGUGCGCUUUGAUGUCAUGGGAGCAGAGGUCUUACCUACAGCGUCACCACAACCAACCGAUUCUAUGAUUCCCUCCGUGGCCUCUGCCGCAUCCGCCGACCAACCUCGCACUGGAUCAAUGCUCGACGAUGACCUGGACCAUCUACCACCGCCCCGAAAGAUCUCCUCUUCUGAAGCACUGAGAGCACUAUCUAGGGCGCCGUUGGAGGAAGGAGUGUGGACCGAGGUCAAUUCAAACCCAGAUCAAAGGGCCGGUGAAGAGGACAAGAAAUAUGCUAGCAUUUCUGAAUCUUCGUCGGAAGAGCGGGCCAGCCCGGUUAUCAUUGCACCAGAACCGCCAUCGCCGCGCCAUGUUCCCGAAUCUGUUCGGAUUGAACGCACGUUGGGGAGCGUGAGUGAGGACCCAGAUGAGGACCAGGAUUCAUCCGAUGACGACUUUCUCUCAAUGGCGAAUCCUAGAUCUUUUACCAAUAAGAAAGCGCCUGCAUCACCAUCUUUGAACAGAAUCCCUGAGGAGAACCAGACCAGUGGCCAUGAUGCAAGCCCAGCCUCACCUACUAAAGUUUCAAGUUCUGAUACUCACGACGAAGUGAGGGCCGUCAACGAAGACUUGGAUGAGGAAGACGAGCUUUUUCACUUUGAGGAAGGCGGCGGCUUAUCUGCGCCGCCAAAGCUUCGAUCGAAACCGAAAUCUCUUACGGUCGAGGAGGAUAUCGAGGUUGAGUUACCGGAUGUACCGGAGACCGAGCAAUCCUUAUACGCAACUUCACCGGCAGUGCACAUAAGCAAGAGGCCUGGCUCCGGGCCGACGACACCAAUCGCGGCACGAUUUCAAGCUGGUUCCGUGGGAUCAUACAAAGGACGGCCAGUAGUUAUGCCAGUCGUUCGUAAUCCCGAAGUUCAUGCUCAAGCUGCCUCGUUGGGGCAUUUCAGUACGUUUGUUGGGGGUUUAGACGGACGCAGCGGCAUGGAUGAAGCAGAUCUGAGCAGCUUCCGCGCCAGCGUCGCCAAUACCGGCGGCUUCUCUGGCACACCGCGCAGUUUCACGGAACGCCUGAUGAUGGAAGAAGCUCAAAAGGCAAGGGCUGGUGGUUCGAAGUUAAGCUAAGAAUACAUUGUACCACAAGGAGUUUGGGGAUCUUAUGCAUACGUCAAGGCCUUGGGCCCGGAAUUCUGGAUAGCUCGUUGUUGGCGUUGAACAUAUUGUGAUGAGGAGUUUACAUAUUUAUACAGAUAUACACACACAGGACGUGGGUUGUGGAUUAAGGAUGAUAUACGAUUAGAAAACGUUAUAUAUACCUCUUCGUUGAGGGAAUGGUUGGCCAAGGCAUUCGAGAAGGGCAGUAAGAUCUCAUGGGAAUACCGUAAUAGAAUAUUCAUUUUCGGUCUGUACAAGUAGGGUCCUGGGUAGUUCUGGUAUCAUGAUGCCUCCCUCGAGGGAAUACUAUCGUGCAUAGGCUG
Messenger RNA from Fusarium verticillioides 7600, 2505 nucleotides. RefSeq lists its product as hypothetical. The transcript has a single exon. Bases 326 to 2152 code for a protein of 608 amino acids. The record is from RefSeq and is a predicted model, not a curated record. Lineage: Eukaryota; Fungi; Ascomycota; Sordariomycetes; Hypocreales; Nectriaceae.